Messenger RNA from Lachancea fermentati, 1686 nucleotides. Lineage: Eukaryota; Fungi; Ascomycota; Saccharomycetes; Saccharomycetales; Saccharomycetaceae. The record is from the annotation of a GenBank genome assembly.
AUGUCAGCAUUUAAUCAGCAGUAUACAUCUCCAAUUAAGCCCUUUGACGUUUCCUCCGUGCAGACGCCAAGCACCGAUGAUGGGCUAUAUCGUUCAAUAUCACCCAGUUCCCAUUUAGCUUGUCACUCUGAGCAAUCCAUUUGGCCUAAUCCAUCUACCUAUCAUGACGUGGGCUACAUAGAGCAACAGCAAAUGAAUUUCCCACAGCAGACACCUCCAGAACAACCGUCUUUUGGAGUGGUACCGGUGGAGAUUGAAAAUGUCUCGAGCCAUGUCUCCACAGAUUCAUCAAGCUAUUCUAGCGCUCCGAAAAACUCCAAGUAUGCGUUUGCUGCUGCCGCUGCUGCCGCAAAUGCGCCACUUACUAGCCAGCCUUUACAAUUGAACAAUCCUCGAGAUUUCACUUCGGCCCCCAGUCGGACGGUGUAUUUAGGUAACGUGCCCCCUAUGCUUCAAAUUAGACAGUUACUGGAUCAUGUGCGUAGUGGUAUCGUCGAGGACGUCAAAAUCUUACCUGAGAAAAUGUGUGCUUUCAUAUCAUUCUUGGAUGAGAGUUCAGCAUUGCUUUUUCACUCUGAUGCAAUUUUGAAAAGAUUGAAUAUCGAAGGUCGAGAUGUCAAAAUUGGGUGGGGGAAGCCCACGCCGAUUGAUCCCAUUGUUGAGGCAGCUGUGGCCAAUGAUGGCGCUACUAGAAAUGUCUAUAUUGGGCGUCUGAAUACCGAUCCUCUCCUUGCACCUCAGUUAGGGACCGAUCCUCAAGAAGAACUCAUAACCGAAGAUAAACUAAGGAACGACUUAAGCUGUUUUGGUGAGAUUGAGUGUAUCAAGAUCGUUCGUGAGAAAGGAAUUGCUUUUGUACAUUUUUCAUCAAUCUUCAAUGCAAUCAAGGUUGUGUCAAACCUUGCAUCUAUAAAUCCCUACUAUUACAACAAAAGAAUUUUUUACGGGAAGGACAGAUGUGCUUUCAUCACCAAAACGCAACAACAUAACGCGGCUCAGUUUCUAGGUUUGCAACCAGGAAUGGAGCACCUUGUGCAAUAUACUGACCGUGACUUCAUUUCUAGCACUUUGCUCCAGCAAUCUGCUGCUGCUGCAGCUAUUGCAACUGCUGCAGGAGGCGCCAACAAUUUGGGAAAUAGGACGAUUUAUCUUGGCAAUCUUCCCAAGGAUGUCAGGAUCGAAGAAAUUUGUAACGCUGUUCGUGGAGGAUUAUUACAAAACAUUAAGCUUCUCGCUGACCGGCACGUUUGCUUCGUAACCUUCAUCGAUCCAACCGCUGCAGCACAGUUCUAUGCCAUGACAUCGCUUCACGGCCUGACCAUUCAUAACAAACGGUGCAAGAUUGGCUGGGGAAAGCAUUCUGGCCCGCUUUCGAAUGCUCUUGCGCUCGCUGUCAGUCAUGGGGCUUCCAGAAAUAUUUACGUAGGAAACAUUGACUUCGUGAAAGACGGUCAGAGGGAGUCUCCUGUCUAUACCGAGACAAACCUUAGAUCUCUAUUCCAGGAAUAUGGUGAAGUCGAACAGAUCAAUUUUCUUUACGAAAAGAAUUGCUGCUUUGUAAAUUUCACCAAUAUCAGCAACGCCAUCCUUGCUAUUGACAAAAUCAAAUGCAAUCCACACUUUCAAGACCUCAAAAUUAACUUUGGGAAGGAUAGAUGUGGGAAUGUUCCUCGUCAUUUCCGUUAG